CUAAUAUGGUGUGCGGGUCAAGUACAAGGCAAGUACUGAUCAAAUUACUUGAGUGUAUGUACUGAUAAAUAUUAAUAGAUACAAUUUGUUGUUGGCGUCGUUCGCUGAGCAUUCCGAUUCCGAUUUCCUUUGUAAGUACGCGUCUUCAAUAUCAACAGACAACAAUAACUUACUUAGGGAGGGCGCUUAAUCAUUUAAUUCAACUCCGUGAACGAUACUACAUUGUUCAGUACAAUAAUAAUACAGUGCAUCAUGGAGUCGCGCAAUUCAGCACGAUUCGCGUUUGUUUUCAUUGCAUUUCUUGCAACUUUAACAGGCAUAGAAUGCAAAAGUGUUAAAAAUGAUGAAUACACACCGAUUGUUAUGUGGCAUGGCAUGGGCGACAGUUGUUGUUUUUCAUUCAGUCUGGGUUCGAUUGCAAAGAGUUUGAAUGAAUCAUUGCCAGGAGUUUACGUGCAUUCGCUUAGAAUCGGCAACAAUGUGAUCGAAGACGUUACCAAUGGAUAUUUUAUGCAUCCGGAUAAACAAAUUGAAAUGGCGUGUGAUCUUGUCAAGAAAGAUCCGCUGCUUCAAAAUGGAUUCAACGCUAUUGGUUUCUCACAAGGCGGACAAUUUUUGCGCGCAUUAGUUCAGCGGUGCCCUGACAUAAAAAUGAAAAACCUUAUCUCGGUCGGCGGUCAACAUCAGGGCGUCUACGGCGUACCACAAUGCGGCUCGUUGAAUCAUACAUUGUGUGAUUACAUUCGGAAGUUGUUAACUCAUGCAGCUUACAUUGAAUGGGUACAAGACUUUUUGGUACAAGCUACGUACUGGCAUGAUCCGUUACACGAAGCGGAAUAUAAAAACGCCAGCACUUUUCUUGCAGAUAUCAAUAACGAAGUGACCAUUAAUCAGGACUACAUUGAUCGCCUUGACACACUUGAAAAUCUUGUAAUGAUUAAGUUUGAAAAGGAUACGAUGGUACAACCUGUCGAUUCCGAGUGGUUUGGGUUUUAUAAACCCGGACAGAGUGAAGUUGUUGAAAGUUUACAGGAAAGCGAUAUUUAUCAGGACGAACGUUUGGGACUCAGAUCUAUGGACGAAAACGGCAAAUUGCGAUUUUUAUCAGUCGAUGGUAACCAUUUACGUUUUGAAUGGGAUUGGUUCGAGGAGAAUGUUGUUUACCAAUUUUUGAACUGAUUUCUGAUAAUAUUAUCACUAAUAAUAGAAAUUAUUAGAUAUUA
Molecule: messenger RNA, 1223 nt
Organism: Dalotia coriaria
Lineage: Eukaryota; Metazoa; Arthropoda; Insecta; Coleoptera; Staphylinidae
Gene: Ppt1
Product: Palmitoyl-protein thioesterase 1
Exons: 5
Coding region: 253-1179 (308 amino acids)
Biological process (GO): protein depalmitoylation; receptor-mediated endocytosis
Cellular component (GO): lysosome
Molecular function (GO): palmitoyl-(protein) hydrolase activity
Source: RefSeq, a predicted model, not a curated record